Messenger RNA from Candida albicans SC5314, 1581 nucleotides. RefSeq names its product Ole2p (gene OLE2). The coding region runs from base 1 to 1581 and encodes 526 amino acids. Gene Ontology annotation, cellular component: endoplasmic reticulum membrane. The record is from RefSeq and is a predicted model, not a curated record. The transcript has a single exon. Gene Ontology annotation, biological process: unsaturated fatty acid biosynthetic process. Gene Ontology annotation, molecular function: iron ion binding; stearoyl-CoA 9-desaturase activity. Lineage: Eukaryota; Fungi; Ascomycota; Pichiomycetes; Serinales; Debaryomycetaceae.
AUGUCUAAGCAUUCAGAAGAUCCAAUCAAAGGAGUAAAAGUGCAGAAGAGGAAAGUUGCUUCUAUUGCAUCUACCUCGUCACUGACUUCUACGCAUCAACAGUUAAUGAAUCAAGCAACUAAAAUGAAGAGAACUAAGAUCAAUGAAAUGAAAAAACAGAAACAAGAUUUUUUCAAACGAAUAAACUACAGCCAUUUGUUGACUGUUGUUGUGCUACCACUAUUGGCAGUCUUGUAUGUGGUCCUUUGCAAACAAAGCAUUGUUCCCGAGAAUGAAAGAACGUUGUAUUUCACUUGUAUAUAUUAUAACAUUACAAUGUUGGCAUUCACAAGUGGUUAUCACAAAUAUUUUGCUCACAACUCGUUCAAAGUCAAGGCUGAAUUAUUGAAGUACUAUUUUUGUAUUUUUGGAAGCAGCUGUGGACUAGGAUCAGUUCGAUGGUGGGCAGGUUUACAUAGAGCACAUCAUCAUUUCACUGACGAUACAGAACGAGAUCCUUACCUGAUUAAAAGAGGGUUUUUGUUUAGUCAUUACGCUUGGCUACUUAAGAAGCCUAAGCUUACAAAGUUUUAUUUGGAUUUCUUGGAACAAGAAUUCCCAGAGCAUGCAGAAAAUCAGAAAGUGCAAAACGAAAUAGUUUUAGAUAAAGAAAUCGAGACGGAAUACAAUGGUGAAGAUAUUAUGAGACAAAAUUACGACGAAAGUUUGCGCAAUCUUUUAAUGUGGCAACAAAGGACCUAUUUGUUUUGGUUUUUCGUUACUACCAUUUUGAUACCAGCCCUUAUUACUAAAUAUGUUUGUGGCGAUUCAAUAGUGCACGGAAUUUUAUACCCAGGCAUUUUGCGCAUGUUUUUAUGCCAACAGUCAUUAUUAAGUACAGAGUCCAUCUGCCAUUUAAAGAGAAUACAAGUGACAAUUCCAACGCAACCUUUCAACGAUAAGAACUCUUCCACUAAUUGCAACAAUCCACUAGUGUCUUUCUUAACCUACGGGCAAUCACACCAGAACUAUCAUCAUGAAUUUCCGCAUGAUUAUCGUGUUGACAAUAGUUAUUUAACUUAUGACCCUACAAAAUGGUUCAUAUGGAUUUUGGAGCAGUUGGGUGCAGUAGAUGAGUUAUCUCGAACUCCUGGUAACUUGAUUGUGCAGUUGAAAUUACAACAGCAACAACUAAUUAUUAAUAGAACAAAGAGUCAAUUGAACUGGGGCACGCCGAUUUCCAAGCUACCUUUAAUUUCACCAAGUGAUUUCAAAAAGAUUAUAUCAUCAACCUCGAACAAGGAUCGUAUAUAUAUAGUUAUCCAGAAUAUCAUUCACGAUAUAACUCCAUUCAUGGACCAGCAUCCUGGAGGGGUGGCCCUUUUGAAGGCUUCACAUGGGAAAGAUGCCACAAAAGCUUUUUAUGGUGGUGUAUAUGGUCAUCUGACUGCCGCGGUGAACUUAUUAGCAACAAUGAGGAUUGGAGUCUUGGAUGACGGCGAUGACGAAGAAGUUUGGAGACGAGUUGCAAGAGAAGAAAGGGAAGUGUCGAAUUCUACUGACUCUAGACCAGGCCACCAUCACACUGCUGAAGCAGCAUAG